Numida meleagris (helmeted guineafowl) is the source of this 5258-nucleotide messenger RNA. RefSeq names its product repulsive guidance molecule family member a (gene RGMA). Gene Ontology annotation, molecular function: coreceptor activity. The transcript is spliced from 4 exons. Gene Ontology annotation, cellular component: plasma membrane. Gene Ontology annotation, biological process: BMP signaling pathway. The record is from RefSeq and is a predicted model, not a curated record. Lineage: Eukaryota; Metazoa; Chordata; Aves; Galliformes; Numididae. Bases 1754 to 3058 code for a protein of 434 amino acids.
AAGGAGGGAGGCUUUAGGUCAAACAAUCCAGCCAGCCUCGCAGCAGCUAUUUAGCAGCUGGAUUUUAAAUGGUGGUCAUUCAGCUGUUUUGUGAGUUAAAAACAAAUAGAUCAUGCUGUCUGUCAUCAGUGAUAGCAGGAGGGACAUUUUUCAUACUGAAGGAAAAGCAAAGGGUGGGGUGAAAGGAAGAGGGGGUGAGAGGAAGAGGAGGAUAUUUGCAGCCUAUGUCCCUGGCCCUGUCUCUCCAGGCCGAGGCUCCCUCAGCUCAUGGCCUCCAGCUCCUGCCCCCUCUGUGUCCCAUCAGCACUUCUCCCUGGGUGGCAGCAGCAGCUGGAAGGGCCAUACUUGCCCUCAUCUGACAUCCCCCACAGAGAGAUGCCUGCUGUAGGCCUUCCUCCCCACCGCCUCAGGCCUGGAUGCGGCCUACCAGCUCCCGCCUGGCAGAGCUCCCUCUGCCCUCAGCGGGCAUCACCCGUGGCUUGGAAAUGGAUGAUCUUUGAGGCCCCUUCCAACCUAAAAACCAUUCUGUGAUAUUAUGAUCUGUGCGCAGCUGCAGGACCCAGACACAUCUCCCAUCAAGCAGGCAAGGCCCCAGGGUCUUUGGAUCCCAUCUGGGUCCCAUCUGGAAAAGCUUCAGCAUUUUAAUUCUGGCUGCAGCCUGGACAAAGCCCUCCUUCAUCUGGAGGCCAAGGGGCUCAAGGCCCUGAGGAGAACCAGACAGGCACUGUUAGAAUCCCUCUGCUUCAUGGAUAUCUUCUUGUCUCCUCUCCCUCAUGCUUUUUUGUGGGGAUAUUAGUAGGGAGGAAAUCACAGACUCUUCUUGGAGACUUGAAGCUACCAUCAGGCCAAAAAUCAUCCUUGAGGGUGUUGUGAGGGAGCAGAGAAGGGGAUUUCCAAGGACAACUGGAAGCAAAGUCAGCGAGCAUCCGUGGUCUGCGCUGGGCCAUGGCAGGAAGGGCCCCGUGUUAGAUAGAGGGCACUCAGAGCUGGGAGAAGGACAGGAGAACAGCCAGCAUCCUUCUCUUCUGUGUAGAAAAUCCCUCGGAGAAAGGAGAUGAAACAUUAGGAUGGCGAGGGGGCACUCCAUCAAAGGAGGGCUAACAAUCUAAAAUGGGAAAAGUUAAUGCAUGUUAAUUAGAGCGUAGUACACCCGUGGGCACUCUCAUUCAGAAGUCGUCUUCAGUUCACUGUGGCUAAAACAUCCUCGGAGGGAAAUUUUAAACAGAUCCAAGUGGGCUGUGAAGGGGAUGCUUCCCUCCUGGCUUUGCCUUUCCCUGGGUGGAGCACAGCCCUGGAACCUGCAGGUCCGACCUGCUCGCCUCGUCCCGCUGUGCACCCAGGGGUGGGAGGAAGAAGGGUUUUGGAGCCCGGAGGGCAAACCAACGUCUGUGUGUGCUCUGAGCUGCUGCUGGGGAGCAGGAAGGAGGCUCCAGGACUCACAGUGAGACCUCUGGGGCCACCGUAUGGCACAAACAGUGGGAUUUUUUUCUAGAAAAAGGAGGAUAUGUUGCACAUCCAGAGCUAAUUCAGUGGAGGUCUUGAGAAAGCGCAAGUUACACCGUGUGCUGCAUUUGGGGACCCCGAAGGGACCCCCCCCAAAGGUGGACCUCCCUGGGGACUGCCGGUGCAGGGCUGAGGACCUCAAAGCCGUGCUUCUGACUCAGCCGGGUUUACAUCACGACCUGGACGGGUUGUGAAAGACUCGCACCUCCCACACAGGGAGAGGAUAGUGGUUAAAGCUCGAGCUGGAUGGAUGGGUAUGGGGAGAGGGGCAGGAUCCACAGCCCUGGGACUUUUCCAAAUCCUCCCUGUCUUUCUCUGCAUCUUCCCUCCAGUGACGUCUCCAUGCAAGAUCCUCAAGUGCAACUCUGAGUUCUGGGCGGCCACGUCGGGAUCGCACCACCUGGGCGCAGAGGAAACCCCGGAAUUCUGCACGGCGCUGCGAGCCUACGCGCACUGCACCCGCCGCACCGCCCGCACCUGCAGGGGGGACCUGGCCUACCACUCGGCCGUGCAUGGCAUAGACGAUCUCAUGGUGCAGCACAACUGCUCCAAGGAUGGCCCCACGUCCCAGCCCCGCCUCCGGACAUUGCCCCCCGGGGACAGCCAGGAGCGCUCGGACAGCCCCGAAAUCUGCCACUACGAGAAGAGCUUUCACAAACACUCGGCAGCUCCCAACUAUACCCACUGCGGGCUCUUCGGGGACCCCCACCUCAGGACUUUCACAGACACCUUCCAGACCUGCAAGGUGCAAGGGGCUUGGCCGCUCAUAGACAAUAACUACCUGAACGUCCAGGUCACCAACACGCCGGUGCUGCCUGGCUCCUCAGCCACCGCCACCAGCAAGCUCACCAUCAUCUUCAAGAGCUUCCAGGAAUGCGUGGACCAGAAAGUGUACCAGGCAGAGAUGGACGAGCUCCCCGCUGCCUUUGCUGAUGGCUCCAAGAACGGUGGUGACAAGCACGGAGCCAACAGCCUGAAGAUCACCGAGAAGGUGUCGGGCCAGCACAUCGAGAUCCAGGCCAAGUACAUUGGCACCACCAUCGUGGUGAGGCAGGUGGGCCGCUACCUCACCUUCGCCGUGCGUAUGCCGGAAGAGGUGGUCAACGCCGUGGAGGACCGGGACAGUCAGGGCCUCUACCUGUGCCUCCGGGGCUGUCCGCUCAACCAACAGAUUGACUUCCAGACCUUCCGCUUGGCUCAGGCCGCCGAGGGCCGUGCUCGCAGGAAGGGGCCCAGCUUGCCGGCCCCCCCUGAGGCCUUCACUUACGAAUCGGCCACGGCCAAGUGCAGGGAAAAGCUGCCCGUAGAGGACCUCUACUUCCAGUCCUGCGUCUUUGACCUCCUGACUACAGGGGAUGUCAACUUCAUGCUGGCUGCUUAUUAUGCCUUUGAGGACGUGAAGAUGCUUCACUCCAACAAAGACAAACUGCACCUCUAUGAAAGGACACGGGCUCUAGCCCCGGGCAACGCGGCUCCCUCAGGGCAUCCCUGGGCCCUCCCUGCCCUCUGGGUAGCACUGCUGAGUUUGAGUCAGUGUUGGUUGGGUUUGUUAUAGAGUUUUGCUCCUUCACACUGUGGGGAAAGGGGAGCAGGAGGGGACAAGGGACAAGAUGACAGCGCUGGACAAGGAGAGACUGGAUAAAGAAUCCAGUGGGGAGCGUGUGGAUCAUCCUCAGAUCUCAGCCCCUCUUUCCAGCACCCAGACCUUCCUCUCCCCAGCUCUUGCCCAGGAGGAACAUGAUAUGCUCCCGGGACAGUUGGGAGAUUUUGCUGGACUGCACCUCAAGUGGUCCUUCCUCACCUCUCCUCACCCUCCUCCUCCUCCUCUCCGUAAUGUGGGUGCUGGGGAGCCCCCAUCUCCUUGCACGGCUGCUCCAUGGUCCCCAAAAUGCUCGUGGCGACUGUGAUGUUGGCGUGUGUGAACGUGGCUUUGUGUUAGGGAGCCACAAGUGUGUUGUGGCUGGGCUCCACUUCUUGGGGUGUGCUUCUUUCUGCAGACCCAUCACUGCAGGAAGUGAUGCAAAACAGCAGGCAGGGGCCAAAACGGUGAGGCUGACCACAGAGAGGAACAAGGCACUGUGGUGGAAGGAGGCUGUGAUCCUCAAGCUUUGUCUUGUAUUUUCUGUGGUUUGAAGGGCAUCUACUACUUUAGCCACUUCGCUUGGCUGAUUCACUCCACAGUUUUAUUCCUGGCUCUCUUGUCUCUGCCCGGACCCACUGAGGACUCUUGAUUGCGACAGGAGAAACCUGGCCAGUAUUCAGGCAUUUUCUUUAACUUCUGCCCAGUGUCAGAUGAGCUCCUUGUGCCGUUUGCUCCCCCAGAACUGGCAGCAGGGAGGCUGCUCAGUGGGAGACCCCAUCUGCACACUCUCGAGCCCCGCACCCUCUUACCUGCCCGUGCAUCAGCCGGGUCCUGAAGCAGGAGCAUCCCUCUCAGUUUGCUGCUAGGUCUCUGCUCCACUCCUUCUCCCAGGGUCAUGACUUGCAACCCCAUUGCAGACCCGUUGCACCUUAAGUCCAUCUGGGCUUGUCUCUGGAAUGGGGCAAUGUUAGAAAUUCAGCCAGGAGACAGGAUGCAGCAGAGGGCCCCCUCCCCACCUGCCCCCAGAUACCUGUUCCCUCCCUCAAGACUAUUGGUAAUCUCCUUCCCCCACCAUGUAGUGCUUCCCUUCUCCCCAUAUUCCUCUGUGGUUCACCUCAUUGCUCACUGAACAAACAGCAAGACCAACUUUGGUCUGCACCUCGGAGACCUCUUUGGGGAUAUUCCCUCCUUUCCUCAGGGGGAAUUUCUCAUAAAUCAGCCCCAAAACACUCAUGGGGGAACGUCCUGCUCAAGGGAGGUCUCUGGGCAGGACGAGACAAGCUAGCACCAAAAGAGGUGGGAAUAGGCGACCGUUGGCAGUCUGAACUGGUGCCAAGAGGUGGCCUGGUGUAAAUACUCAGCGUGACUUUUCAUUGUGUCCUAACAGCUCUAGAGCUCCAUUUGUAAAGCAGCAGAGAAAUGCAAAAUUGUGUCAAUGGAUGUAAUUUAUAUUGUCUUCUUAAUAUAUAGAGCCCUGGCAUUGAUCUCGUGUGACUGUACAGAUGAAGAGAUGUAAUUGGUUUUUAAAUGUCUAAGGAAAGAAACAAAAUGGGAAAAAAAAAAAAAGAUGUGUUUACUACUUUGCUCCUUGCUUUGUUUGCUGGUGCCCCAGGUAUUCUGUUCAGGCAGGUUUUAAAAUAAGGAUAUCACAGUUGGACGGCACUGAGGAGACCAGCUGCUGGGCUGUGGCACAGGACAGCGCGGCUCCCCCGGCUGCUGAUGGCUCAGCAAGGCUGACUGGGAUGUUUUCUUUGCUGUACUGAAGAAAGAGCCACCCAUAUGACCUCCCCUAAUUACCCAUAAGGGUUAAUUUCCAGCCAAGGAAGGCCUGUUUAAUUAUCGCACGGCCAGUCCCGCUGUGGAGGUGAGCAGCCCAGCUGGUGGUCAGCUGUUACAAGGUGGUUGGGGUAUCCCUAUUUUAGAAGCAAACAGUGAAGCACUUUAUUUUGGUUGUGUUUGACCCAGUUCUGGUUUGAGGUGAAGUGUGGCCAAGAAAGACCCGAUACUCGGAAACAAACGCGUAGGUAAGGGAGGGGUGGUACGAGAAGGCCCCCGCCUCCCCACGCUCAGACCCACGGGAGCGUCACCGCGUGUACAUACUGUAAAUUAUUUAUUGAGAGAAACACAAGUAAAGUUUGAGGUUUUUUUGACAAUAAAUGAGUGGGUCUGGUUU